UCGUUGCUGACUUCAACGAUGGGCUGCGUGAAUGCUCCAGAGCAACCGCCUCCGGUGCGACAAACUGCUCCCACAGCUCCUCCUGCCGCUGCUGCCGCUCCUGCUGCCGCUCCUGCAGGUUCUGCCUCCACAGCACCUCGGAAGCCACCUGUGGAUGUGAACAGCAUUGUGGUGCCCGAAGGAUUCAUCCAUCCUCGUGAUUUGCCGCGUUACGACCCCUUCCGGGAAGAGCAGCCAGAUUGGAGGUGGGAAAAGGAUGAGGGUCAGUGGCGCAGCUAUCCGCUCAAUGAUUCCAUUGAGCUGGAUCGCUACUGGCAAAUCUUUGCUGCAAGCGGCAAUGAGGGUGGAGUUACCAAAGCGAAGAUGAAGCUCUUGAAGAACGACGUGGUGGUAGACUUUGCCCAGAUGACUGCGCAGGCCGAAGGCCGUCCCCGCAAGAUUGAGAGGCAGUUAAAGACUCCUGAUUGGCUGAGCAACCGUUUCUUCUUCGAUGCGUUUACGGAAACACUGGACAAGGCAGGUAUCAAAGUUGAGACUGCUGCGGAGCAGAUGUUCGAAUUUCGAUUCGUGCAGGACUUCCGGGACACCAAGGAUGAUGGGCGGAAGAUGUAUCGAGGUGGCAGAGAGUACCACCUCCCGGUUGGGUGGAAACGUUUCGCAGUGCAAGUGAAGGGUGCCUACGAUGAUGGUGACAAUGGCUGGUUGCGCGAAGAUGAGAGUGGCUGGGCAGUGGCAUACCAUGGUACUUCCAAAGAAGGACUUGGCGGCAUCCUUUGCACAGGUUUCAGGGUUGGAGAGCGUCAAAAGUUCGCGAAGGAUACAGGCGCUGGUGUCUACUGCACACCCAUCAUCGAUGUAGCACAGCACUACUCCAAACCAACGCUGCUCCGAGGGCGCAGCGUUCAGAUUGUCCUGCAGCUGCGGGUGCGACCCUCCGCCAUCAAUCCUGUAAGAGAUCCAGGGGCCCAUGAGUUCGAGCGAAAGUACUGGGUCAUCAAUAAUCCUGAUGACAUCCGUGCUUAUGGCGUCCUCAUCAGGGAGCUCCCUCUGAGAGACUACAUCUUGCCAGAGGUCAUGGUGUUUGGCCGUGAUCAUCCGGGAAUCCGUGACAAGUUGGAGGAACUCGAGGAGGAGAUCAGAAAACAGGGCGGCUGAGAACGCGGCGGUUUUCCUCCACAUUCUGCAGUCUCCAGCCUUCGAUGGUCAAAGAUCUGAGCUCCCGUAGAUCUGAAGUGCUUGUGAAGGUCAUGAGAAUCUUCGUGAUGUUUACACAGCGCCUGUCAGCCAAAUUGCGUGCGACUGCUGCAAAGCUGCAGUCGCCUGUUGUCAUGGACCAUCCACAUUUUGCAGCUUGAGCAGACUGCGGAAUGAAGC
Molecule: messenger RNA, 1374 nt
Organism: Cladocopium goreaui
Lineage: Eukaryota; Dinophyceae; Suessiales; Symbiodiniaceae
Source: the annotation of a GenBank genome assembly